Rubroshorea leprosula is the source of this 3217-nucleotide messenger RNA. The record is from the annotation of a GenBank genome assembly. NCBI's taxonomy places the organism in Eukaryota, Viridiplantae, Streptophyta, Magnoliopsida, Malvales, Dipterocarpaceae.
AAACCUUAAUUCAUGCUGGGAAGAUGGAAGUGAACAGCAUCCAAAUCCAACCAUUUUCCCACGUUUCUUGUCCUGACAAUCAUGGGUUUCCUUUUUCCUUUCACAAUCUUCCAUAUCCAAGGAGAUUCACCACUGCUACUGUCAAAAAGCAAGCAUCUUUUGUUCCUGAGGUGUGUAAAAGAUACAGCCUCCUUUUGGGGCCUGGUAGUUUGGGUUUCCUUAGAAGUAGAAGUACAAUUAGGUGCUCGGUGAGGGAAGUAGAAGAGGAGCAGAAGCAGCAAGUGGUGGUGAAGAGGGCAUACCCGUUUCAUGAAAUUGAGCCCAAAUGGCAGCGUUAUUGGGAGGAGAAUCGCACUUUUCGUACCCCAGAUGACAUUGACACCUCUAAACCCAAGUUCUACGUCCUUGACAUGUUCCCUUAUCCCAGUGGAGCUGGGUUGCAUGUUGGGCAUCCACUGGGGUAUACUGCCACUGAUAUCCUUGCGAGGUUGAAACGCAUGCAGGGUUACAAUGUCUUGCAUCCUAUGGGUUGGGAUGCUUUUGGACUGCCUGCUGAGCAGUAUGCAAUCGAGACAGGAACUCACCCCAAACUGACAACAUUGAGGAACAUUAAUCGCUUUCGGUCCCAGCUUAAAUCAUUGGGUUUCUCAUAUGACUGGGAUCGGGAAAUAUCUACCGCUGAACCAGACUACUAUAAAUGGACCCAAUGGAUCUUUCUUCAACUAUUAAAGAGGGGGUUGGCCUAUCAGGCUGAAGUGCCAGUCAAUUGGUGCCCAGCUCUUGGUACUGUCUUGGCAAAUGAGGAGGUUGUGGAUGGUGUGAGUGAGCGGGGAGGUCAUCCUGUUAUAAGAAAGCCAAUGUGGCAAUGGAUGCUGAAAAUUACUGCUUAUGCUGAUCGCCUUCUUGAAGAUUUAGAUGAGCUUGACUGGCCUGAAAGCAUAAAGGAAAUGCAAAGAAACUGGAUAGGGAGGUCUGAGGGGGCCGAGAUGGACUUUUGUGUUAUUGACAGUGAUGGAAGGGAAAUGGACUUAAAAAUUACGGUUUAUACUACCAGGCCUGAUACAAUCUUUGGAGCAACCUAUUUAGUUAUGGCACCAGAGCAUUUCUUGCUGUCAUCCUUCACAUCCACAGAACAUAGAAAAUAUGUAGAGGAGUACAAAGACCUAGCCUCGAGAAAGAGUGAUCUUGAGAGAACUGAGCUUCAGAAGGAAAAAACCGGAGUCUUUAGUGGUUGUUAUGCAAGAAAUCCAGCAAGUGGAGAAUCAAUCCCAAUAUGGGUUGCAGAUUAUGUCUUGGGGAGUUAUGGAACAGGAGCAAUUAUGGCUGUACCAGCACAUGAUACUCGUGACUAUGAGUUUGCAUUGAAGUAUAACAUUCCAAUCAAGUGGGUUGUGAAACCAGAUGACAAAAGUUGCAAUGAGUCUGGAAUGGCAUAUUCAGGUGAAGGCAUCGUGGAAAAUUCAUCAAAUUCAACAGUGGGACUGGACAUAAAUGGUGUGUCUAGUAAAGAAGCUGCCUGCAAAGUUAUUGAGUGGGCUGAGAAGACUGGAAAUGGGAAGAAAAAGGUGAAUUACAAGUUGAGGGACUGGCUUUUUGCUCGGCAACGAUAUUGGGGAGAACCUAUCCCAGUCAUCUUCCUGGAUGAUAAUGGUGAGAGUGCUCCAGUUCUUGAAACUGAACUGCCUCUUACCUUACCUGAAUUAGACGAUUUUACUCCAACUGGAACAGGGGAACCACCACUAUCAAAAGCAGUAUCCUGGGUUAAAACCAUAGAUCCUUUAUCUGGGAAGCCUGCUAGACGUGAGACAAGCACUAUGCCACAAUGGGCCGGUUCUUGCUGGUACUAUUUGAGAUUCAUGGACCCCAAAAAUCCCAAAGAGUUGGUCGACAAGGAAAAAGAAGUGUAUUGGAGCCCAGUUGAUGUAUAUGUUGGUGGUGCUGAGCAUGCUGUUCUCCACUUACUUUACUCUAGGUUCUGGCACAAGGUUCUUUAUGAUAUUGGUGUUGUGUCGACCAAAGAGCCCUUCAAGUGUGUCAUCAACCAGGGAAUUAUUCUUGGGGAAGUUCAAUAUAUGGCCUGCAAAGAUGCAGAUGGAAACUAUAUAUCUGCAGACUCUUCUUAUAUGUUGGGUGAAUCCCUUCAAGAAACAAUUCCUGAGGAAAAAGUUAUGAAGUCUGGGGAGUCUUUUGUACUGAGAGACAAUCCAAACAUUCGUUUGAUUGCUCGUGCUCAUAAAAUGAGCAAAAGUAGGGGAAAUGUUGUCAACCCUGAUGAUGUUGUUUCUGAGUACGGUGCAGAUUCUCUCCGCUUAUAUGAAAUGUUCAUGGGGCCAUUUAGAGACUCAAAAACGUGGAAUACUAGUGGGAUUGAAGGCGUCCAUCGAUUUUUGGGAAGAACUUGGAGGCUUAUUGUUGGCUCACCUUUACCUGAUGGUAAAUUCAAAGGUGGAACUGUGGUUACUGAUGAGAAACCUACUGUGGAACAACUUCGUGCUCUCCAUAAGUGCAUAGCUAAGGUGAGUGAGGAAAUUGAAGGAACACGGUUCAACACUGGAAUUUCUGCAAUGAUGGAGUUCAUUAAUGCAGCUUAUAAGUGGGAUAAACAUCCGAGGUCAGUUAUUGAAGCCUUUGUCUUGUUGCUGUCACCAUAUGCACCCCACAUGGCUGAGGAGCUCUGGCUUCGACUGGGACAUACUGAAUCAUUAGCAUAUGUGCCCUUUCCUAAGGCUGAUCCCACUUACUUGAAGGAAACCACCAUUGUCCUACCAGUUCAAAUAAAUGGCAAAACAAGGGGUACCAUUCAGGUCGAGGAAGGAUGUUCAGAGGAUGAAGCUUUCAUGUUAGCUUCACAAGACGUUAAACUCUCCAAGUAUCUGAACGGACAAUCCAUCAAAAAGAGAAUAUUUGUUCCAGGAAAGAUCCUAAAUGUCAUCUUGGAUCGCCAAAAUGCCAAGGUGGGUAUUCAAUAAUCCGUAUCUGCAGUCCAACACACGAGUCAGUCCGACAAUGCAUGCCACCAAGAGGAAAGAGACACCAUAGCAGCAUCCAGAUUAUUUCUCGUUUUCAAAGGGAGAUGGUUGAGCCUUGAACAGAUCCCUGGUAACCUCCCUCAAAUCAAUGUAUUUUGAGAAACCAGAAGUUUUUCUAUGCAUAUAUAAACAUAGAAAAUGUAUUAUAUACUGUACCAUUGCCAACUAAGUAAACUUAAAAGAUAUGA